AUGAUUAUUACACUUUUGCUAUUGAUUAUUCCAUGGAUCGGUUUAACAACAAGUCAAAUUCCCAAUCCUAUGCGAUAUCAAGUUAGUUUUGAAGGUGGUUCCCAUUAUGCCGUUGAUAAAAUACGUUGGAGAUUGAGUUCUAAAAUAUGUUCAUCACACGAAACUCUGUCAUCGGGUUGUAGCUUUCAAGAAAUCUACGUUCCCAACGAAGGUCGCACUUAUAAUUUUCAACUCACUACCGCAAAUCCAUGUAUUGUAAAUCGAGGUGCAUUUCUGAAAUACAUUGAUAUCUGGCCUGGUAUUGUCGACAAAUAUGGCGGAGAAAAUAAAACAUACGACAAAGUUAUUUUCGAUAACGACUGUGAUGGACCUUGUUUGACUUGGUUUACUCAACACAAUGAAACUAUCUAUACAUUUAUGAAUUAUCAAAGUCGGUUAUAUAUUAGACAAGCAGAUUCAAGACCAAUUAAGACUACUUCGACGAUAUAUGAUCUCAAAACAGGACAAUUAUUCUCGCAGACCGAAAAUAAAAUUACCUAUUGGAGUUUAGACGAAAUACCCGAUUCGAAAUUUAAAUUUCCAAUUGAUACCAAGAAAUGUUAUUUUGCAUAA
Messenger RNA from Adineta ricciae, 612 nucleotides. The record is from the annotation of a GenBank genome assembly. NCBI's taxonomy places the organism in Eukaryota, Metazoa, Rotifera, Eurotatoria, Adinetida, Adinetidae.